GCGCCUGGGCCUGCGACCUGUCGCCCCGCAGCGCGCCGAGCACCGGGCGCUCGCUCGGGCCGACGCCCGCCGACGGCUUCCGCCACAGGCUCGUGCGGGCUGGGCGGGCUUCGGCGCCGGGUGCCCUCCAGUCGGCCGCCACAGGGCCCCUCCGCCAGGAGGGCCCUCGUCCUUCAUGGCGUCCUCCGAAAGGACCAUGUCGGCCCCGACCUCUAAACACCCCUCGGGGCUCUUCUCCCUCGGGCGGCCAUGGCCUUGACUCUUCCCCCGUCACCUCCUCAGAGCGGCGUCCGCCUCCACCGGGUCGCAGGCUCCCUGGCCCGCGUUCCCUCGGGGUCUCCGGGGUCUCCCGCCGCGGCCCCGUUGCCCGGGCGCUGCCCGUGGCUGCCGCCAGAGGGCGCCGUCGGCGGCGGCGCGCACUCCGCAGGGGCCGCUCCUCUCGCCGCCCCGGCCUCGCCCCCGGCGCUCGCGCCGCCGGAAGUGGGAGGUGCCGCGCGCACGGGCCGGCGCUCGACCCCUCCCCCAGGCUCGGCCGCCCCCUCCCCCCCUCUCCGCCCGCUCAGAGUGCAGAUGGCAGCCCCUGAGGUAGCUGGCCUUGGGGCCAGUGCCCCCAGUCCUUCGGAAUCCUCUACUUUAUGUGCUUCCAAGUCAGAUGAAGCUCUCCCAGAUGGCCUAAGCCCCAAAGACUCUGCCCAGAAACAGAAGAACUCGUCUCCAUCGAGUGUAAGUAGCCAAAUGAUAACCAAGGAGAGUAACAGAAAUGCCCAUUUGGAACACCCAGAGCAGAAUCCUGGUUCAUCAGCAAGUGAUACUUCAGCAGCGCACCAGGAGGUUUUAGGAGAAAACUUGGUAGCCACAGCCCUUUGUCUUUCUGGCAGUGGGUCUCAGUCUGAUUUGAAGGACUUGACCAGCCCGGCAGGAGAGGAGGGGGACACGAGCCUCCGGGAGAGCAUCCAUCCAGUCACUCGGUCUCUUAAGGCAGGGUGCCACUCAAAACACCUUGCCUCCAGGAAUUGCUCUGAAGAGAAAGCCCCACCAGCCUCCAUCCUAAAGGAAGGUAGCAGGGAUGCAGGCUUGGAUUUCCGACCUGUAGUGCCUCCUGCAAAUGGGGUUGAAGGAGUCAGAGUGGAUCAGGAUGAUGAUCAGGAUAGCUCUUCCCUGAAGCUUUCUCAGAACAUUGCUGUACAGACUGACUUUAAGACAGCAGAUUCAGAGGUAAACACAGAUCAAGAUAUUGAAAAGAAUCUGGACAAAAUGAUGACAGAGAGAACCCUGUUGAAGGAGCGUUACCAAGAAGUCCUGGACAAGCAGAGGCAGGUGGAGAAUCAGCUUCAAGUGCAAUUAAAGCAGCUUCAGCAAAGGAGAGAAGAAGAAAUGAAGAAUCACCAGGAGAUACUAAAGGCGAUUCAGGAUGUGACCAUAAAGCGAGAAGAAACCAAGAAGAAGAUAGAGAAAGAAAAGAAGGAGUUCUUGCAAAAGGAGCAGGACCUGAAAGCUGAAAUUGAGAAGCUCUGUGAGAAAGGCAGAAGAGAAGUGUGGGAAAUGGAACUGGAUAGACUCAAGAACCAGGAUGGUGAAAUCAAUCGGAACAUUAUGGAAGAGACGGAGCGGGCUUGGAAGGCUGAGAUCCUGUCACUAGAGAGCCGGAAGGAGUUGCUGGUGCUGAAACUGGAAGAAGCAGAAAAAGAAGCCGAGCUGCAUCUGACUUACCUCAAGUCAACUCCUCCAACCCUGGAGACAGUUCGUUCCAAACAGGAGUGGGAGACAAGACUGAAUGGAGUUCGGAUAAUGAAAAAGAAUGUUCGGGACCAGUUUAAUAGUCACAUCCAGCUAGUGAGGAAUGGAGCUAAGCUGAGCAGCCUUCCUCAGAUCCCUACCCCAACUCUGCCUCCGCCCCCCUCAGAGGCAGAUUUCAUGCUUCAAGUAUUUCAGCCCAGUCCCUCUCUGACCCCUCGGAUGCCCUUCUCUAUUGGGCAGGUCACAAUGCCUAUGGUCAUGCCCAGUGCAGAUCCUCGCUCUUUGUCUUUUCCAAUCUUGAACCCUGCCCUUUCCCAGUCCAGUCAACCAUCCCCACCUCUUCCUGGCUCACAUGGGAGAAAUAGCCCUGGCUUGGGUUCCCUGGUCAGCCCUCAUGGUCCACACAUGCCUCCUGCUGCCUCCAUCCCGCCUCCCCCAGGCUUGGGCGGGAUUAAGGCUUCUACUGAAACUCCCCGGCCCCAACCAGUAGACAAACUGGAGAAGAUCCUGGAAAAGCUGCUGACUCGGUUCCCACAGUGCAAUAAGGCCCAGAUGACCAACAUUCUUCAGCAAAUCAAGACAGCACGUACCACCAUGGCGGGCCUGACCAUGGAAGAGUUAAUCCAGCUGGUAGCUGCACGGCUGGCAGAGCAUGAACGGGUGGCAUCGAGCACUCAGGCGCCACCCACCUGUAAGCUGUGUCUGAUGUGUCAGAAGCUUGUCCAGCCCGGUGAGCUGCACCCGAUGGCCUGCACCCACGCGCUGCACAAAGAGUGUAUCAAAUUCUGGGCCCAGACCAACACAAAUGACACUUGUCCCUUUUGCCCAACUCUUAAAUGAUGGACCCGACUGGGGAGGAAGAAGAGGAGAAACCGAUGUGAACAGGAAACGCGGGUUCAAGAUUUCUAAAACUCUAUAUUUAUACAGUGACAUAUACUCAUGCCGUGUACAUUUUUAUUAUAUAGGUAAUGUGUGUAUAGAAAGUCUGUAUUCAAACGUUCGUAAUGAAAGUAUGUAUAUAAUGCAGAUAUACCCUGUUCCCCCUCCUCUUGCAGUUCUUUUUGGGGUUGCAGACUAUAGGGAAUAUGACAUUUAAUUUGGCCUUGAAAUCACGAUCCCUGCCUAGGAUUGUUGUCUAACCCAUUUUAGAAAGCUGCUGUUGCUCUAAGGCCAUCCUGCUUUGGUUUGGCUCAGCCUCUAGUCCAUUUCUGUAAGGCUCAUGUAUGCAGAAUUGAAGCCUGGUGCUCACCUGCUGUCCAACCAGAUGCCUUGCUUUGCAGGGGCCUCCAGAAGCUUUGGUGUUGUUUUAGCCACUCCAAUGAUAAAAUGAUUGAGGGGGAAAAAAUGUAACUCUGAUAGUUUGAUUUUUUUUUUCAUUGAACAUUUUACUGUGUUAAUGCUCAUUAUUUAUACAUUGAUAUCAGGUAUACAGGAUAUUGUUUUAUGUCAGUAAAAUCCACAGUCCAAGAACAUAAUCAGGUUCCAUUCCUCCCACCAUCUUCUGUCUGCUCUGUUUCCUGGAGAGAAAAGCACAAUUCAUAGAAUUUUCCCUGGGCCUAGCAACCGUCCUUUGUUGUCACUGGCUUGGCCUCCACUGAUCAAUGACAGACCAGCCUUGCAGAGUGCUCACCCUUCCCAUUCUUCUGGUCUCCUAAUCUAGCUAUCCUCUCCUUCAAAGGUUAAGGCAGUUGGUUCACAACCAAGUUGUUUGGUGACCUUGGGUGAGCUCCAGACAGGCACUGGGGUGAGAUGUCUGUGCAAAAUUAUUUGCAGAAUAAUCAUGGGAUGUUGGAUUUUCGUUUGUGAAACAAGGAAGCUAUGGGGACACCUUCCCUGUCUGGGAUAAAAUGGAGACAUGAGAUGACGGGGUGGGGCUUGACAGUCACAGCCAUGUUCUGUAGAUUCCCAUCUGGAGGGAGACGGCUCUCCUCUGCUUAUGCAGCACGUCUGGUUUUUGUCUGGGACGUCUGUGGCUUAGAGAACCUGGAGUCUUUUAUCUUUAAAAUCUUUAUCUUUACUGCUAUAGUAAAUGGCUUUAAUUACCUUCUUUUUUAGCAUUAAACAAGUGUUAACCAAGGAAAAAGAAAUUGGAUCUGGGGGAAGGGCAACAUUAUGUUACCAACAAUUGAUGUUUUCCCAUUCUGGAACUGGGAAAUGCUUGUUGAAUCUAGCAAUUUGUAUUAGGAUAGCAAAGACUUUCUCCUUUCUGAGCUAACUAAAUUCUUUUGUUUUUUUCUUCCUUGCCUAUGA
Messenger RNA from Peromyscus leucopus (white-footed mouse), 3987 nucleotides. It is a transcript of the gene Rnf214, whose product is annotated as ring finger protein 214. The record is from RefSeq and is a predicted model, not a curated record. Bases 250 to 2577 code for a protein of 775 amino acids. The transcript is spliced from 14 exons. Gene Ontology annotation, molecular function: ubiquitin-protein transferase activity. Lineage: Eukaryota; Metazoa; Chordata; Mammalia; Rodentia; Cricetidae.